Messenger RNA from Macrosiphum euphorbiae (potato aphid), 1647 nucleotides. Lineage: Eukaryota; Metazoa; Arthropoda; Insecta; Hemiptera; Aphididae. The record is from the annotation of a GenBank genome assembly.
AUGUUGCCAUAUCGUUGCCGUUGCGGCGGCGGGUUGAUUUCGACCUUGGUGGCGGCGGCGGUCCUCGUGUGCGGUGUGGUCGCAGGGACUAUGCAAGUCGAGUACAGUUGGGUGUACGUGGACUAUACAUUUGCCAGUCCGAAUCACCGAGAAUCGGCCAUCAACUCAAGGAAGUUCAUUCCUGAAAACUGUGUCAUACUGGACGUGGACAUAUUUCAAGGUCCAUCUGAAGAAAAAUUAUACUUCAAUAUGGGUUCAAAUUCAAAUUCUGCUGUUACCAAACAACGAGUGUUUGUAACGGUUCCUCGCAUCAAGCCGGGAAAUCCUGCAUCCAUCGCAGAAGUAGUUCCAGGAGAUCUCCCAAGUUCUGUACUAUUAGCGCCGUACCCGAAUUGGAAGGCUAAUACUAUUUCUGAAGACACGAUAAAUUGCGACGAUACGAUUGUUUCAGUAUUUAGAACCAAAAUUGACUACCUCGGUCGAUUUUGGGUUGUUGAUGUCGGCACAUUAGAUCAAUUUGAGAUGACAGCUCGCUCAGUGUGCCCUCCAAAACUUUUGAUAUUUGACUUGAAAAAUGGCGAUAGAGUUAUAAAAACGUAUAAAUUUCCUUCGUCACAGGUAAAAGACGUUUCGUUGUUUACCAACAUCGAAGUCGAUAUCAGAGAUUCAAAGGGCCGUAAUACAUUUGCUUACAUAACCGAUACUACUGCGUAUAAACUUGUUGUGUACGAUUUUAAAAAUGACGAAAGUUGGGUGAUAGAUCAAGCAUACUUCUACCCGUACCCAAAUAAGGCUCAUUUUAAAAUUAAAGGAGUUAACUUCGACUUAAUGGAUGGAAUAUUAGGAUUAGCCUUAGGUCCUAUAAUAAAAAACGAUCGGAAGUUGUAUUUCCACGCCUUCGCUAGCAUCAGGGAAUCGUGGGUGAACACUAACACAUUGCAAAAUAAAUCGUUGUUUCAAAAUGGUUUAAUCGACGGUUCCGGUACAUUCUUUUUGUCUUCGGAAGUUAGAGAAACCCAAUCUAGUAUUGAAGUGAUGACUGACAAUGGAGUACUUAUAUACGCAUCAAUGGACAACAGUUUGGGCUGUUGGAACAUCCAGGACCCAUUUACAACUAAAUACACCCACACGAUAUAUAAGAGUGACGAAGAUUUUCAAUUUCCCAGUGGCAUGAAAAUUGUGGGCGACAAAGUGUGGGCAGUGUCAAGUCAACUUCAAAAUCAUUUCACAACUAUGGUCACUAAUCGUAAAUCGGUCAAGUACAGGGUGCUGGUUGGUCGAGUUGACGAAUUGAUAAAACGCACAGGAUGCGAUAAGAGGACAAGAUUCGACGACGAUAACGACGAGUUUCUAGUCGAAUCGUUUGACGAUAAUAUACUGCAUGAAUGGCGUGCGGUACCAGACACGGAACCAUGGAGCUAUUCGAGAAUGUCCAGGGUGUUCGAAGACAAAAAUGGCGCACAUCAGACGCCCGUCAAGUCGUUGGUAUUGACUGGAAACGUAAACGUACACGGUCACAGUAAAUCGGCGUCGUUGUCCUACGAUUGCCGUAUGAGUAUGAUCAACGGUCAAUUGAAAAACCGCGACUGUUUGGGCAAGUCUCGUCGGAGGAACCGGGUGAGGCGCGAUCCGGGUCCUCAAAGGUGA